AUGAAGGGAGGCGUGGGAAGGAGUACUGCUGCGCCACAGAUGGAAUUUGUGCGUGCCGUAAUUGUUGGUUCCGGUUCGAGCAGCAGCACGCCCAUGCUUUCUUGUGCACUUUCCGGUUCCCCAUGCCCCAAUUGUGAGGAGGCUCUCCGUUGUAGUGGUAGCAAAAAUCAUCGCUUGAACCCCUCUUUCCUCAUACAGCUUUACCAUCCGACGGAUCGUACAGUACACAACAUCCUCAUUGACUGCGGUAAGACGUUCCGAGAGUCGGCACUAAAGGUUUUUCCUUCGUUUCUUGUCCGCGAUUUCAGUGCCGUAUUGCUCACGCAUGACCACGCCGAUGCUUCGUAUGGCAUUGACGACCUCAGGGAGUUUAGCCGUAAAGAUGUUCCUAUCGGGGUGUACGCGGAUGAGACAACGCUCGCAGCCAUGAGAGGGGUUUACCCUUACUUGUUCGCAGAAGACAUGCGCAGCAGAGGCGCUGGGGAACCAGCUAAGAAGGAAGUAAAGAAGAAUAAGUUUGUCGCCACCAUCAAUUGGGAGUUAUUCACCAGAGUCGAACGAAUGGAUGUGGUGUUUUCUCCACGGCCGAAGGGGGUGACAACUGGGAACGAGGGCGAUAUUGCUGAUGGGUGUGAAACUGGGGCACCCGCGGUGUGGUCGUUUGUGCCCGUUGGCGUUCCGCACGGUGAGAAUUAUCGUGCAAACGCUUUUCUUGUGCCGAUGCAUGACAAGAGCGAGUCGCCGCGACUGCUUUUGUACGUUUCAGAUAUUAGUGAGUUGGAGGACCGAUUUUUCACGGACUUGGCGCGCUCUAAGGUGUUGCUUGGCGUUGACCCCGCUGUCCCCAUUGAGGUACUGGUGCUGGACAUGUUAUCACGGAGGCCAUACGUCGCUCAUCUGCACGUGGAAGCGUCCAUUGCCGCUGCAAAAAGGAUCAAUGCUGCCAAAACGUAUUACGUCGGUAUGUCACAUAGGAUAAACUACGAUGAGAUGAUGCAGGAGCUUCAGCAGCUAGGUUUGGGUGCCACAAUGGAAAUGGGAUACGAUGGCUGUGUUGUCUCCGUCGGAGACUCGGGACUGCAGCACCUUAGUGGACGUUUAUGA
This is a messenger RNA of Trypanosoma brucei brucei TREU927, 1104 nucleotides long. RefSeq lists its product as hypothetical. The record is from RefSeq and is a predicted model, not a curated record. The transcript has a single exon. Bases 1 to 1104 code for a protein of 367 amino acids. Lineage: Eukaryota; Euglenozoa; Kinetoplastea; Trypanosomatida; Trypanosomatidae.